Hyposmocoma kahamanoa is the source of this 5103-nucleotide messenger RNA. RefSeq names its product C3 and PZP-like alpha-2-macroglobulin domain-containing protein 8. The transcript is spliced from 17 exons. Bases 14 to 4780 code for a protein of 1588 amino acids. Lineage: Eukaryota; Metazoa; Arthropoda; Insecta; Lepidoptera; Cosmopterigidae. The record is from RefSeq and is a predicted model, not a curated record. Gene Ontology annotation, molecular function: endopeptidase inhibitor activity. Gene Ontology annotation, cellular component: extracellular region.
GGUUACAGCAGAUAUGGCACCAGUUAGUUCUCUCCUGGUAUACUAUGUAACUGAAGCCGGAGAACCGGUUAGUGAUGUGGCCAGUUUCCACGUCAGAUUGCUGCACAAGGAAGUGGCAGUUGCAGUAGAAGAAAGACGAUGGUGGUACCCUCGAGCAGCCUUGCAACUGCGAGUUCUAGCACCGCCGGACUCUACUAUGUGUCUGAUCGGCGCCCGCGCACCCCCUGAAGCGCGGUUCGAUCCUCAUCAAUCGACAUCAGAACACGAAGAACAACCGGGCCCAGAGUUCGUCUCGGCAGGUGUCUCGCUAUUUGUCGGAGGUGGCGCUUGCGGAGGUGGAGUCUUGUAUCGACAACGUACAACACCAUCAACUCACGCUCCUGCCCACCUGGUGCCUCCGGCGUCUCAUGACAGGCUUUGGAUGUGGAAAUGCUUUAAUUAUACAAACCAACUAUCCACUGACGGAGUAACAAUAUCAGCACCAUCUGAAGCAGGCCGCUGGUCACUCUGGGCCCUCUCCCUCUCCAACCGUGGUCUUCGCUUCUCAGCCCCGCGUACGAUCAACGUCUUCCGACCUAUACAGCUGGACUUCUCACUCCCUCCUGCGUUGAAGGUCGGAGAAACAGUGGAGGUUGAUGUCAAGAUCACUAAUAACAUCAAUAAUUGUAUGGAUGUGACAGCCCUGUUGGCAUUGAGUGCUGGAGCCGCUUUUGCCAGCACUGGAGCCCUGUACGUCACAGAACGACUUCGGCUGGGGCCUCGUGGUGGCACUCAGCUAGUGGUUCGGGUUGCAGUUAAUACACCUGGAAGAAAGAAUAUUACUGUUGAAGUGACCGGCUAUAGUGCAGAUAACUGCUCAGUGUCGUACACGUCAUUCAACAACGAGACUUUAGUCGGCUCAGUGAUUCGAUCAGCCAGCGUGCUGGUCCUGCCUGAAGGACUGCAUAGGAGCGAUACGCAAAGCGCCUACUUCUGUGCUAAUGAACAUCUAGCGGUGUCGUCUAGAGGAUCCUGGGAGUGGCAAUGGGUGGCAGCUCCUCGCAACCGUGCAGGCCUGGUACUCGAACUGAGAGCAAAAGGUGCAGCCCAUGUGGCGUUGUCUUCCAUAAGAGAACCUUCUGAUGAUAUGUACAGAGUCGUCUUUGAAAGAACCCGAGUUUGGAUUGCUAAAGGAAAACACGGUUACGACGUCCAUCUAGCAAGUGCAGAGCAAACAGAUGACGAAUGCGAGGGUGCGGAUUCGUGGUGCGCAUGGUGGGUCUGGUGGGAAGGUGGCAGACUCUCUGUAGGACGAGGAGCAGCUCCAUCUGAACGGAGACUCUUGGUGUGGCCGUUGGCGAACGAUAUGCGUAUCAAGUAUGUCGGAUUCAGUGCGCUAUGGGGUGAUAAAGCUGAUUUCAGGAUUUGGAACUUCAACGAAGAAGCAGGAUUCUCGCAAGUCUUAGAACUUGGAUUGCCACAUGGUGUUGUCCCAGGCUCUGCAAGUGGCACCCUCCUUGUCUCAGGAGGUCUGCAUCUUCCGCUUUAUAACCAACAAUUAGAUUCUACAGACCAAUGGGCUGAAGUUUGGCGAGACUCGCAACUUUCUGCCGCUUCUGCAAGUCUUGCACCUCUAUUGGCUUUGGAAUUCAUUCCUCAUUUAGUUGAUGAAGGAGAAAGGGAGCGGAUUUUGAAGAAAUUGCCGGAACAGGUUCAAAUACUUCUAUCAUUCCGUAAAUUCGAUAAUUCCUUCAGCGAUCAUCCAGGCAUGAGCAGCCACUUAUCUACUAUUAAAAUACUGGAAAUUCUCACUAAAAUACAGUCUUACUAUCCAAUUGAUCCAGAGCUGUUAUUGUCUAUCAAAAAAUGGAUACAAAACAGACAGAACGACGAUGGAUCUUUUACGCCAUUAGCUGCUGAUAAAGAAGUCGACUAUUACCCAGUAGAAAUACCUAUAAUGAACGGAACAGACAAAGAAGUUGAUGUUAAUGAGUAUUACUAUUAUGACAAAGAUGGCAAUAUGACGGAAGAAGAAAUAGAAUGGGAGAGAAAGGUUGAAGUAACUGCAGAAACCCUAGUUGCGCUACUUGAAGUUGGUGUGGAAAAUAAGAUGGAUGCUGAAGUCGCUACCAGAGCACAAACAUAUCUGGAAAGCAAUAUACAUAACUUGACAUCACCUGCUGCAUUGGCGGCUACGGUGUUGGCACUCGUUAUGGCCAGGAGUCCCAUAGUUCCUGAAGCACUGACAAUUUUAAGAAACGCAUCAACUACAGAAGAGGGUGAGUUUGGUUGGCCAGCUCCACGGAAAGAUGCCUCCGACUGGCUGCUUGAAGAAACUUCUAGAAACAUUAAGACUACGUCAUACGAAGCAGUAACAAUGGAGCAAUAUGUAGCCGGCGUACGAGUAUUACUAGCGGCUUGCGCACGCGGUGCUCUCGCUGAAGGCGAAGCUGCUGCAAGAUUCCUCUACUACCGAGCAUCAACUUUGCAAAGACAUCCGAGUCUGACUUAUAGCGCUACUAAAGCCGCCGCACAGUAUGCUGCUCUGGCUCAUGAUAGGCAUCGAGCGCUAACAGUAUCCCUAGCAACAGCAGGCAUGGAAUUGACGGAUACACUAGAGCUGAGAGCUAAGACACCGCCUCGUCCCCUUCAAUUGCCAGGGCUGCCUACUAAAGUAUUCGUUUAUGCUACCGGAGCUGGCUGCGCUACUGUUCAGGGCACCAUAACCUAUUCAACGUACACACCAAAGCCUGAGAACGCUCUGCUGAAUAUUCAAGCGGCUAUCAUCGAGGAAAUUCGUCCAGAGCGAAGCAGCAUUGAAGACUUGCAAGGAAUCCUACCUUCUCUUAUCAUUAAAACUUGCUUCAAAUGGAAGGGCAAGGAACGAUCCGGUAUCCUAAGACUAGAGUCUUCACUGUUCUCUGGUUAUGAACUGCAUUCUGUUAACCCAGUCGUCCUAGAUGGCGCUACUUUUGCUGACUUGCACUAUGGAUCUAGAGGAGAAUCUGUGUGGUUCGUCUUUGCUAAUAUAAGUUCUAUAUGUCCAGUCUGCGUAACCUACGAAGCACGUUCUAAAUUCGUCAUCACUAGUCUACGACCAGCAUUUGCUAAGAUUUAUCCAUCGUCUCGUCCCGAUCUGGCUGUAGAAACCUUCUUCCACGCAAGACCUGGAAGCCCACUCCUGAGAGGUAUCACUGACGAUGAUUUCAUCACUUGGUUUGAUAAAACUGAACUCGCAAGUCUUAAAAUUACAGCCAGCAUUGAUAACAUUUGUGAAUGUGGACGUAUUUGUAGUCGCGAUUAUGAAUUUAGAAAACCUGACGAUCAGACUGAGAGAAAUAUCGUAACCACGAAACCAACAACUGAGCCAACUACUACCGUGAAAGUAAAUGCAGAAACUACUACGUCAAAAAGUGAUAAUAUUACUAGAAAUUAUGCAAUAAACGAUAUUACCACUAGUGGAAAUUAUAUAUCAACUGCAGAGCCUGAUAGAACAACAAGCAAGCCAACUACCCAAAUAAUAAAAACGGUUAUUGGGAAAGAUAAUAUAGCUCAAUCUGAGACUAUCAGUAAACUUUUCAUAGACCAACUAUCUACCACUACAAGUGCUUUGGAAGAAACAACUAUUUUGGGAUUAGAUAUAACUUCUAAACAAGAAAUUAAACAAGAUAUCCCUGCUGCAGUUCCUAAAAAUAGUGGAAACUCUUCGAAGGUUGAACAAAAACAUACUGAUGAACCAAUUAUAGUGCCAACAGCAACAUAUAUCAAUCGAUCAAAUGAUGUCAAGAUAGAAAACAAGAUAUCUCCUAUUGUGCCGAAAUCAAGUGGUGAAUUAAUUGUACAAAAGAUACCUGUUUCUAAACUUGUGCCAAAAAAGGAAGAAAAUAAGAAGAAACAGCUACCGCGAAGGAAAGGUACACUGAAAGCCACUUAUGGAGAAAAGGAGAACAUGUUCCUAAAAACUAAAUCGACUAAUCAUACGGAACAAAACCCAGAAUCACAUAAAAUGAUACCUCAGGCUAAAGAAAUUUUACUGACUAAGCCCUUAGAAAUCGUAAAAACUAUUGAAAAGUCACAUUCGAUAAUAAAAUUAACCAAAAUUGACAAACCCGGAAAAGUUGUUAAAGACGAAAAACUAACUGCUAAAUCCGUAAAAGAGUUAAAAUCAGCAAACGCAGAGGAAGAAAUAAAAUCUGUUGGAAAACCAAAUAAGGACAAAACGCUAAAAGUAAUCGACAAAGUAACUCAAUCGCCAAUACAAAAUGUGUCCAAAAUAGAGAAUACACAUAUUACACUAGCAGAAACGUCCAUAUCACCACAUACAAUUGCUGCCAUAACUAAUAGUAAUAUAAAAAAUAUUCACUACAGGACAAAGAAACCUAAAGCCGCCACCCAAAUCAAAAAACCUUCCAUAGAAUACACAAACCAUUCUGAAACCAAGCACCAAGAACAACAGAACAACAAGAACGACAGUCACACUACCGUUAUUAAAAUUAAUAAGACGAAAAUGAAAAGUAUCAACCCAGAAAAAUAUGCUGCUAAAACUAUAAAAUCUAUAAACAAAGAGAUACAUAAAUUGCCACCGACACCUGUAUCUGAAACGUCAAAAACGUUAGCUGAGAUACCACGGUCUGAUAUAGCACCAGAAAACAAAGGUGGUUUUGAAAUAUUAGACAAAAACCGUCUGUGGGAGCUUCUCAAAGAAGGUUCGGAUGAAGAAGCGAAAUUAGACGAUAAGUUACAAGUUCACAAUAGAUUAAUUUUAGCACAAAAUAUGUCAAAGGAGAAUCGAUCCUUAUAAACCUUGUUAUGUAAUAUGUAAGACACAAAGUCGGUGAAUAUUUUUGUAAAUCUCCACUGCCUGUACCGAUUGUUCAAAUCCAACCGGGAAUGUGAUGUAGAAAAACAUCAGUAAAUCUUUGAAUGGAUUUUCAAGUCAAUAAUGCACAAUUUGCUUAUAAAACUCAAAAGUAAUCGUCAUGUACUUAAGUAAAGUGAUAAAAUCUCAGUGGCAAACUAAAGUACUUAAAACGCUUAUUAUUAAAAUGUAAGUCAGCAAAGGCUUGUCUGUAUAAAAGAACAAACUCGCUGUCGUGCAUGUACCAUACGAUUCUCUGUACAAUU